AUGCGCUGGAUCCUAUCCCAGCCACCGGGGACGGCGGCUCGACGUGCCCUGCAGGCAGCCAGGCGCCCAGCUCGAGGCUGGCUAACUGCCAGCUCCGCCGACGUGCUGGCAAUGGAGGGCACCGCGCCCCUUGCAGAAUCGCAGCUGCUGGCCGUGCGCCACCGCCAGCCCAGGCAGGGCCAGGUUCCUCUCCCUGUGUGGCAGGGGCGCAUCCCGGCCCCUGGUCUUGGAGGCUGCAGAUCAGGGGCUCCCUCCAACUGCCACCCAACCCUGCUCUACAUGCACGUGGUGCUGGGGGCCAGCACGCCAGCUGUUGGCCUCCGGACACCUGGGUUCAUAGGGGGCCUUGCCAUGGCCCUGGCUCAGGACCCCAGCCCCAUGGAGGGCCCCCAGCCUGGCUGCCCGAUGGAGCUGCUUGCUGUGUCUCUCAGUGCCAGGGCCAAGUGCGAUAGUUUGGGUCUGCAGGAUACCGACUUUGCCUCAGAGGAGCCGAACGUGGUGGGCCGGAAGGCAGUGGGGAGCUCUGAGGCUGAGGGGGACCAGACGGUGCCCCCCACUCCGGACGAGCUGGAGGGCGAGGUCCGCUUUGUCACCACAGCCCCCACGCUGACGCUGCUCAACCAUCACCCCCUGCUGGAGGAGUUCCUGCACGAGGCCCUGGCAAAGAAGGACUAUCUGAGGCAGGUGCCCUUCCUCACAUGGGGCCUGGGGGGGCCAGGCCCGGUCCUGCCUGACGUGCCAGGGCAGAUCACCCAGACCCCCAGAGCCAACCUGCCAAACCAAGAUGACCUCCCGGUGUUUUCUGACCUGACCACAUCCCUCACGGUGCCAGCCACGGCCCCUGUGACCAUGACCAGCACCACGGCCCUGGUGGGAGAGAAGGCCGAGGCCAGAGACACGGAGAGGACCCCAGAAAUGGUCAAGCCAGCAUUCACCGCCGAGCUGCUGACCACGGCUGCAGGCCGCGUGGCGCCAUGGGCAGAGCCCCGGCCAGCCGGCCCAGAGAGCAACUCCGCCUCUGUCCCCACGGAGCCUCCCAUCACCCCCGCGCCUGCCAUCUCCCAAGCCGCCCUGCCCAACCCGGGUCAAGCCACUGCCGCCAUGGUGACCAGCAACACCCCAACCGCCAUCACCCCCACAGCCCGAUUUGUCUCACCGCGGGCACCCAGCCCGGCGCUGCCAAGGGCCAAGGAGCCUGGGACGGAGGCUGCCACCACAGCCACGGUUUCUGGGGACGACGAGGAAACCACCACAACCACCAUCAUCACCACGACCACCAUCACCACGGUGCAGGUGCCAGCUCCGUGCAACUGGAACCUCACGGGCCCCGAGGGCUCCCUGGAGUCUCCGGAGCUGGUCAGUUCGCCCUACGACAGCCUGGACUGCACCUACACCAUCUCCGGAUACCCCGGCUACGGCGUGGAAAUCAAGGUCCUGAACAUCAGCCUGUUGGAAGGGGAGACGGUCGCCAUGGAGACCUUCGGGGGCGCAGAGCCUGUCGUCCUGGCCAACGAGUCCUUCCUCAUGAGGGGCCAGGUGAUCCGCAGCCCGACCAAUCGGGUCAGCGUGCGGUUCCGGAGCCCCCAGCCCGCCAGCCCCGGCACCUUCCGCUUCCGCUUCCAAGCCUAUCUGCUGAGCUGCAGCUUCCCCUCCCGACCGGCCUACGGCGAUGUCUCCGUCACCAGCCUGCACCCUGGGGGCAGCGCCCACUUCUACUGCGCCACGGGGUACCAGCUGCAGGGCCCGCCUGCGCUCACCUGCCUCAACGCCACGCGGCCCUUCUGGAGCAGCCGGGAGCCCAUCUGUGUGGCGGCCUGCGGGGGGGUGAUCAGAAACGCCACCAUCGGACGCAUCAUCUCGCCCGGCUUCCCAGGCAACUACAGCAACAACCUGACUUGCCACUGGCUGCUGGAGGCCCCCGAGGGCCAGCGCCUGCACCUGCACUUUGAGAAGGUCUCGCUGGCUGAGGAUGAUGACAGGCUCAUCAUCCGGAACGGGAAGGACAUUGAGGCACCGCCGGUGUACGACUCGUACGAGGUGGAGUACCUGCCCAUCGAGGGGCUGCUCAGCACUGCCUGCCACUUCUUCCUCGAGCUCACCACCGACAGCAGCGGCGCCUCCACCGGCGUGGCGCUCCGCUACGAAGCCUUCGAGCAGGGCCACUGCUAUGAGCCCUUCGUCAAGUACGGGAACUUCACCACCAGCGACGCCACCUAUGCCGUGGGCACCAGCGUGGAGUUCAGCUGCGACCCCGGCUACACCCUGGAGCAGGGCUCCAUCAUCAUUGAGUGCGUGGACCCCAGCGACCCCCAGUGGAACGAGACGGAGCCGGCGUGCCGAGCCGUGUGCAGCGGGGAGAUCACAGACUCCGCGGGCGUGGUGCUGUCCCCCAACUGGCCGGAGGCCUACGGCAAGGGCCAGGACUGCAUCUGGGGCCUGCACGUGGAGGAGGACAAGCGCAUCAUGCUGGACGUCCAAGUGCUGCGCAUCGGGAAGGGCGACGUCCUCACGUUCUACGAUGGGGAUGACCUGACAGCCCGGAUCCUGGGCCAGUACAUGGGCGCCCACCGCCGCUUCAAGCUCUACACAGCCAUGGCCGACGUCACCAUCCAGUUCCAGUCGGACCCCGGCGGCGCUGUCUUCGGCUACCAGCAGGGCUUCGUCAUCCACUUCUUCGAGGUUCCACGCAACGACACGUGCCCCGAGCUGCCCGAGAUUCCCAACGGCUGGAAGACCACGUCCCACCCCGAGCUGAUCCACGGCACCAUGGUGAACUACCACUGCUACCCCGGCUUUGAGCUCGUGGGCACGGACCUGCUCAUGUGCCACUGGGACCUGACCUGGAGCGGGGACCUGCCCACCUGUGAGAGAGUGACCGCCUGCAAGGACCCCGGGGACGUGGACCACAGCCGCAGGAUCAUCUCCAGCUCCAAGUUCCCCGUGGGCUCCACCGUGCAGUUCGUCUGCGACAAGGGCUACGUCCUGACGGGGGGCGGCCUGCUGACCUGCCGGGACCGCCAGGCCGGGGGCCCCAAGUGGAGCGACCGCCUCCCCAAGUGCACCCCGGAAGUAUAUGAGCCUUGCCACAACCCGGGCGCCCCAGAGCACGGCGUCCAGACCCCGGAGAAGAGGCUGUACCAGGCGGGGGCCACCCUGCGCUUCUCAUGUGCCACGGGCUACGUGCUGCGGGGGGAGGGGAGCCUCCGCUGUGUGCCCGGCCACCCCUCGCAGUGGAACAGCUCUCCCCCCAUCUGCAAGGCCGCCGCUUACGAUAAAUUUUACAGCAACCGCAACCUGGACGUCGCAAAGGUCUCGCCCUCGGGGAACCCGCAGGAGGGCCCCAACAUUGCCAUCGCCAUCUUCCUGCCAGUGCUGGUCGUAGCGCUGCUCAUUGGAGGCAUUUACCUCUACUUCUCCAAGCUCCAGGGGAAACGGUCCCUGCAGCUGCCCCUGUCUGGUUCUCACCCCUACGAUCACAUCACCGUGGAAUCGGCCUUUGACAACACCGCCUACGAGACAGGAUCUGUUUCCUUUCCAGGACACGAGGGAAUAUGA
Molecule: messenger RNA, 3555 nt
Organism: Emys orbicularis (European pond turtle)
Lineage: Eukaryota; Metazoa; Chordata; Testudines; Emydidae
Gene: SEZ6
Product: seizure related 6 homolog
Exons: 19
Coding region: 1-3555 (1184 amino acids)
Biological process (GO): regulation of dendrite development; synapse maturation; regulation of protein kinase C signaling
Cellular component (GO): dendritic spine; dendritic shaft; endoplasmic reticulum
Source: RefSeq, a predicted model, not a curated record